Molecule: messenger RNA, 502 nt
Organism: Protopolystoma xenopodis
Lineage: Eukaryota; Metazoa; Platyhelminthes; Monogenea; Polystomatidea; Polystomatidae
Source: the annotation of a GenBank genome assembly
CAGAGCCCUAAAGACUUUCCUCUCCUGUUGGUUAGAGCCAGCCCACGUUCCUGACUUCCGCACUCCACCGAGAUUUGAAGAACUUAUAAGUCUUAUAGAUUUGGUUAGCCUCUGGCUGGGGGUCUUUACCUCAGUCUCACAUUAUUUGCCCUCUAAAGAUCCUGAGUUCUCUUCUCGCUCUCCUGCAGCAGACUCUAUCACUUCUUCAGCCGAUAUCACCACUGGUCCUGUUGACUCUUCUUCCGACAGUGCCAAAUAUGGCAAUAGAAACUCAACCAAUCGCAAAAUUCCUGUAGAACUAACUACAUCUCCAGAUUCUAGUCCAUCUCCGAAUUACCCCAUGCCGACUGCGCAAUCCCCCUUAAUAGAAAAGUCUUGCAUACUCCCAAUUGGACGAAUUAGCCAUCCUAGGCUCUCUAGCAUAGAAGUCGAAAAUAUAACGUCGUCUGAUCUUCUCAUUGGGUCACCUGGAAGAAUACUUAUUGUUCAUAAUAACGUGUGA